Molecule: messenger RNA, 594 nt
Organism: Gossypium raimondii (Peruvian cotton)
Lineage: Eukaryota; Viridiplantae; Streptophyta; Magnoliopsida; Malvales; Malvaceae
Product: 14 kDa proline-rich protein DC2.15
Exons: 1
Coding region: 58-456 (132 amino acids)
Source: RefSeq, a predicted model, not a curated record
AGCUAUACAACUCUUUCAUUUCUACAUUAGGCAAGAAGCUCCUAGGGUUUGAGAGAGAUGGCUUCGAAAAGAUCAGCAUCACUUGCCCUCUUUUUUGCACUCAACAUUCUCUUCUUUUCUCUUGUCAGUGCUUGUGAUUCUUGCCCUUCCCCAAAACCAAGACCAAAGCCCACACCGUUCCCAUCUCCUUCUGCAAAAGGCAAAUGCCCUAGAGAUGCCCUUAAAUUAGGUGUAUGUGCAAAUGUGCUUGGUUUAGUCAAUGUCACUAUUGGUUCACCCCCAGUGCAGCCAUGUUGCUCCCUUCUCCAAGGCCUUGCUGAUCUUGAAGCUGCUGUUUGCCUUUGCACAGCAAUCAAAGCCAACGUUUUGGGCAUCAACCUCAAUGUCCCAGUUUCCCUCAGCUUACUUCUCAAUGUCUGCUCAAGGAAAGUUCCAUCUGGCUUCCAAUGUCCCUGAUCACUGUUGCAAAUUCUUUGUCUUUUUGGUGUUUUUCAUGGUUUUGAAGGUCUAAUUAAUUGUCUGUUCGCAUUGGUAACUCCUUGUUUCCUUGUGGAUUCAUAUUGAAUAAAUAAACUACUAUUUAUUUAUGAAUAA